AUGGCGCCGACAGUGCUCGAGGGCAGACCUGUCCCCGAGGUUGAUAUUCUGUUCCUGGGCAGCCCCGGCGUGGGCAAAGCAACCUUCCUGUCCCAGAUCGAACAUGUCCGUGAUGGCAGACUCGACCGGUCUACUCCCCGCGAGCACAAGCACGCAUUCGCACCCACAGGCUCGCUGGGGUGGGAUGUGUCGUUGUUCGGGCGACCCUACAAGUUCCGCAUAUGGCCCUCAACAUCGACGCUGUUUGUCGACCCGUUCCCAGACCAGCCGGCCUUCACCAUCAUCGCCUUCUCCGUCUCCUCGCGCGAGUCUCUCCACAACGCACAGUACUACUGGCGCAAGCAGUUGUCCCUCCACUACGCCGAUCUCGAGCAUGCCAUGCCUGUAAUGCUACUGGGUCUCAAGCGGGACGAGCGCACCGAGAAGAGAUUGGAAGACGGAUCAUUCGAGUGUGUGAUGCCCCAGGAGGCUCUGCGCGUAGCCCAGGAGAUGCAGUGUGAUCGAUAUGCCGAGUGCAGUGCUCUGACGGGGGAGUUGAUGUGGGAAGUGCUGGAGGAUAUCACUCGCACUGCCGCCAUGACUACUACAGAGAACGGUGCGAUGGGUCAGGGGAGCAUGUGUUCAGUUAUGUGA
Capronia epimyces CBS 606.96 is the source of this 633-nucleotide messenger RNA. RefSeq lists its product as uncharacterized. NCBI's taxonomy places the organism in Eukaryota, Fungi, Ascomycota, Eurotiomycetes, Chaetothyriales, Herpotrichiellaceae. The coding region runs from base 1 to 633 and encodes 210 amino acids. The record is from RefSeq and is a predicted model, not a curated record. The transcript is spliced from 2 exons. Gene Ontology annotation, molecular function: GTPase activity; GTP binding. Gene Ontology annotation, biological process: small GTPase-mediated signal transduction.